This is a messenger RNA of Camelus dromedarius (Arabian camel), 1695 nucleotides long. RefSeq names its product CCAAT enhancer binding protein epsilon (gene CEBPE). The record is from RefSeq and is a predicted model, not a curated record. Bases 659 to 1504 code for a protein of 281 amino acids. Gene Ontology annotation, molecular function: DNA-binding transcription factor activity, RNA polymerase II-specific; RNA polymerase II cis-regulatory region sequence-specific DNA binding. NCBI's taxonomy places the organism in Eukaryota, Metazoa, Chordata, Mammalia, Artiodactyla, Camelidae. Gene Ontology annotation, biological process: DNA-templated transcription; regulation of transcription by RNA polymerase II. The transcript is spliced from 2 exons.
GAGAGUGGCUGGGAGAGGUGGGGCUACAAAAGGAACUGAGUGGCCCUGGGGGUAGGUGGAGCCCAGCACUGCGGGGGACUGAGAGGGAGGCGUGUCAAGGGAGGAGCUCAGAUCAGGCUGGGGGUCGGCACUGGAAGAGGGUUUUCUCUUUUCAUUCUGCGGGGCACCUCAUUCUGCACAGGACUUUUUGGAAGUCGGAGGGAGGAGGACACUCAGAGUGAGGUGUUGCCCUCGACAAGGACUCUGGAAUCCCCUGGACUCAAUAGGGAGGAGGAGGCAUUCCCAGAAGCAUCAGCUCCUGAGCACCUCAGAACCCGGGCUUGAGCCUGACCAGAGUGCCCCCCAACUGCUAAUUCGGCCAGGGGCCCCAUUUCUCUAAGGCCUGCAUCCCUCCCUCCGGGGUGCGCCCUGCCCCUCCCUGAGUCACCCCAGGGAGUGAGGGGAAAAAAGGGAAGAGAAAAGAGGCAUUGACUACAGAGGAAGGAAAAGGAAACAGCAGAGGAGGGAGGAGAGAGGCCACGCAGAGUGGGUGACAGGAGAUCGGAGAGGGUAGAUCUAGGGCAGAUCUAGGGCAGGGGGAGAUAGCAAGCCGAGCAUCCCAAAGGGUGCCCCAAGAGCAGGGCGGCCAGGGGCGGGGAGCUGAGGGGGCGGGCCGGCCAUGUCCCACGGGACCUACUACGAGUGUGAGCCCCGGGCUGGCCAGCAGCCACUCGAGUUCUCAGGGGCCCGAGCAGGGCCCGGGGAGCUGGGGGACAUGUGUGAGCAUGAGGCCUCCAUCGACCUGUCUGCCUACAUCGAGUCUGGGGAGGAACAGCUCCUCUCCGACCUCUUCGCUGUGAAGCCGGCAACCGAGGCCAGAGGCCUUAAGGGCCCCGGAACCCCUGCCUUCCCCCACUACCUGCCGCCUGACCCGCGGCCCUUCACCUACCCUCCACACACCUUCGGCCCUGACAGGAAGGCCUUGGGGCCUGGCAUCUACAGCAGCCCGGGGAGCUACGACCCCAGGGCCGUGGCCGUGAAGGAGGAGCCUCGGGGGCCUGAGGGCAGCCGGGGGGCUAGCCGCAGCGGCUACAACCCUCUGCAGUACCAAGUGGCGCACUGUGGGCAGACGGCCAUGCACCUGCCCCCGGCCCUGGCAACACCCAGCCAGCCCCUGCGCGUCCUCAAGGCCCCUUUGGCCGCUGCUGCGCCCCCCUGCAGCCCCCUCCUCAAGGCGCCGUCCCCGGCCGGCCCCUCACACAAGGGCAAGAAGACGGUGAACAAAGACAGCCUGGAGUACCGGCUGCGGCGGGAGCGGAACAACAUCGCCGUGCGCAAGAGCCGGGACAAGGCCAAGAGGCGCAUUCUGGAGACGCAGCAGAAGGUUCUGGAGUACAUGGCUGAGAACGAGCGUUUGCGCAGCCGGGUGGAGCAGCUGACCCAGGAGCUGGACACCCUUCGCAACCUCUUCCGCCAGAUCCCCGAGGCCGCCAACCUCAUCAAGGGCGUGGGGGGCUGCAGCUGAGGUCGGCCAGCAGACUGUGGGCAACAGCACCUGGGCCCGGCCUGACCCUGGGGACCCCCACCCUGCUGGGGCCCUAGAGCCCCUCCCAGGCCGAGCUGGAGACAAAGACCCUGGACAAACGGCAGCGGCUGGCAAGGGAGGAGGGCAGGCCCCCGCAUGAUGAUUCUGUGGCUGAAUAAAACUGCACUAUG